Messenger RNA from Ruditapes philippinarum (Manila clam), 1008 nucleotides. RefSeq lists its product as uncharacterized. Lineage: Eukaryota; Metazoa; Mollusca; Bivalvia; Venerida; Veneridae. The record is from RefSeq and is a predicted model, not a curated record. Bases 1 to 1008 code for a protein of 335 amino acids. The transcript has 3 exons.
AUGAGGGUUAGUUGGGACAAUGCUAGAAACAUUAUAAAUAGUGGGGACAAUGCUGGUGAUAUCAUAGUUAUUGGAGACAAUGCUAGAAAUAUUAUAACUAGUGGGGACAAUGCUGGGGAUAUCAUAGUUAGUGGAGACAAUGCUGGUAAUAUGAGUGUUAGUGGGGACAAUGUUAGUGAUAUUAUAGUUAGUGGGGAUAUUGCUGGUGAUAUUAUAGUUAGUGGAGACAAUGCUGGUAAUAUGAGUGUUAGUGGGGACAAUGUUAGUGAUAUUAUAGUUGGUGGGGACAUUGCUGGUGAUAUUAAAGUUAGUUGGGACAGUGUUAGUAAUAGUAUAGUUAGUGGGGACAUGGCUGGUGAUAUUAUAGUAAGUAGGGACAAUGUUAGUGAUAUUAUAGUUAGUGGGGACAAUGCUAGUGAUAUUAUAGUUAGUGGGGACAUUGGUGGUGAUAUUAUAGUUAGUAGGGACAAUGCUGGUAUUAUAAGGGUUAAUGGGGACAAUACUGGUGAUAUUAUAGUUUAUAGUGAGGACAAUGCUGGUGAUAUGAGGGUUAAUGGGGACAAUAUUGGUAAUAUUAUAUUAGUUAAUGGGGACAAUGUUGGUAUUAUAAGGGUUAGUGGGGACAAUGCUGGUGAUAUUAUAGAUAGUGGGGACAAUGCUGGUAUUAUAAGGGUAAGUGGGGACAAUGUUAGUGAUAUUAUAGUUAGUGGGGACAAUGAAGGUAUUAUUAGGGUUAGUGGGGAUAAUACUGGUGAUAUUAAAGUUUAUAGUGGGGACAAUGCAGGUAUUAUUAGGGUUAGUGGGGACAAUGCUGGUGAUAUUAUUAAAGUUAAUGGGGACAAUGUUGGUAUUAUAAGGGGUAGUGGGGACAAUAUUGGUAAUAUUAUAGUUAGUGGGGACUAUGCUGGUUAUGUAAGUGCUGAGGAUGACAAUGCUGGUGAUAAAAGUGUGAUUGAUGACAAUACUGAUGUAAUGAGGUCUAAUUUGGUGGCAAUGCUGCUUAUAUAG